Molecule: messenger RNA, 3807 nt
Organism: Notothenia coriiceps (black rockcod)
Lineage: Eukaryota; Metazoa; Chordata; Actinopteri; Perciformes; Nototheniidae
Gene: rapgefl1
Product: Rap guanine nucleotide exchange factor (GEF)-like 1
Exons: 10
Biological process (GO): Ras protein signal transduction
Cellular component (GO): plasma membrane
Molecular function (GO): guanyl-nucleotide exchange factor activity
Source: RefSeq, a predicted model, not a curated record
UCUUCUGCAGGGUGUACACUCCGGAUCAUUCCUACGUCACCAUCAGGAGCCGCCUGUCCUGUCGGGUCGGAGAGAUUCUGGCUCUGGUCCGAGAGAAGCUCCAGUACAGCGAAGACCAGCCGGUUCUGCCCGGAAACCUCAUCCUGGUGGCCGUGACGUCGGCUGGAGAGAAGGCAGUGUUUCGUCCCAGUGACGAGGCUGUGUUCACCACGCUGGGAGUCAACACUCACCUGUUCACCUGCGAACCCUCCGAGCUCGAGUCACUGCUCCCUCUCCCGGAGGAGAUCCACUGGACGCCCGGGGACAGCAAACUCCAUGACAUGUCAGCCGAGGAGGUCUCCAACCAGCUGGUGGUGUUCGACUGGGAGCUCUUCAGCUGCGUGCACGAGGUGGAGUUUGUGUGUUAUGUGUUUCACGGGGAGCAGUCUCGCUGGCGCCCCCUGAACCUGGAGCUGGUUCUGCAGCGCUGCAGCGAGGUGCAGCACUGGGUGGCAACAGAGAUCCUGCAGUGCCAGUCGCUGCCCAAGAGGGUCCAGCUGCUCCGCAAGUUCAUCAAGAUCGCAGCGCUUUGUAAGCAGCAGCAGGACCUGCUGUCAUUCCUCGCUGUCGUUCUGGGCUUGGAUAAUCCAGCUGUCAGCCGACUGAGACUCACCUGGGAGGGUCUCCCAGGGAAGUUCAGGAAGCAGUUUCAGCAGUUUGAGAGCAUAGCGGAUCCCUCCAGGAACCACAAGUCCUACAGAGAUCUGAUCACCAGCCUCAGACCCCCUCUGAUCCCCUUCACUCCUCUGCUGCUCAAAGACUUGACGUUUCUUCAUGAGAGCUGUAAAUCCUUUCACGGAGAACUGGUCAACUUUGAGAAGAUGCAUAAAGUGGCGGAGAUGGUGAGGAUCAUCAGGCGGUACCGGAGCAGCCAGCUAGCCAUGGAUACAGAGACGUCCCCUUCCCACCUGCAGACAAAAGCGUACGUCCGGCAGCUGCAGGUGAUCGACAACCAGAACCUCCUGUUCGACAUGUCCUGCAAACUGGAGGCCAAAGACACAUAGAGGGGGAAAAAGACGGGAGGGAGAUAAGAGGAGGAGGAGAAAGCUGUUGUUCCAGCAAUUCCUGCCCGGAGACAAUAAAGCUAACGGAUGUAGACAGUCAGAAAAAAGGAAAAGACGGAAACUCAAACUGGAACCACACUACAUCCUUCUCUUCAUCUUCUUCGACCUGGAUCACAAAAAAUGUCAUUUGACUAAGACUUUGUUCUUGAUCAGCCACAUGAAGACAGUUUAUCAAACUGGACCAAAAACUGGAUACACAAAAAAAAAAAAUCAUUUUGUGAUCCAAUCAAAGUUCGAAUUUGAAGAUGCUUGACCCAAACAAACGGAAAAGUCAACAGUCUUUUUCAACAAGUCUUGGAAAAGUCUCAAUGUAUUACGGCUGCAACUUAAGAGUCAUUUUAGCUGAGGAAGGUUUCUUUUUGUCCUCAGGAGGAACCACAUUUUCACAGUGUCCCGCCUCUAGCGCUGUAUCCAGUUCUCUUUGUACAUCUUUGGAAAUGACCCGCAAGUACCUUAAUGGAAGCCAUGAUAAGAUCUGGGGGAAUUGUGAGUGCUAAUGGAAGCUGCCUCAAUGCUCUCUUAUCUCUUUUAGCAUAGGACCAUAUUUUAGGAGAGGAAAUAAGAUAAUGUCAUUCCACAGUUCCUUGAAGCAGCAACACAUAAAGCAAAGCUCAUCACUAACAUCCGCUGAGACGUAAAUACUUAACCUAGUGUGGGUGCAGAGGGAUAUCUUCUUUUACUAUGUCCAAGGUUAAAGAAGAGCAGAUAGGGUAGUGUUUUUGUACUACUUGUCUGCAGUUUUUAUCGUCUUUUAUUCAUGUCAAUAUGGUACUUUUGGAAGGAUGUAUCUCGGAUCUACACAAAGACGGCUGUAUUGGGUAGUUUUUGGCACCAUCCACCCAACAUCAACAAGACGCUGCACUUCAAAUAGAUGACUUGUUGAUCCAACGUGUUGGGAAGCAUGUUGGAAUUGUUUUUUACAACCAUAAUCCACACAGGAAAAGAAAAAAAACGUCCAUGUUGAAGAACAUCAUGCAGACGGAUCGAUUCUUUAUCCAACAGAUGGCGCAAUUGUGAAAGUUUGGUUCUUCAGGAUAUUUUAGGAUGCAUUACACCAAGAACCUGUUUACACCUGGAUUCAAUGUGUUUUGGGAGAUUGGAUCAAUAGAACCAUUGGGUCGUUUGACAUGUCUUACGUAGUGUAAAAGCGUUCUGAUGAGUCUUCAACAAAGACGAAUCAGGGAACAACUUCAUCAGAGCUGCGAGACGCUUUCUAAGGCCAGGUGUAAAUAGGGCCUUUAUCUCUUCAGUUACAAACAGAAACUAAAUCAUUCUAGUCCCUCUGAACCUUCGUAGAGACCAGUUUGAUCGCUGAUUGAAUCAGUCUACUUCAAACGUCGCAAGUUUACGCGCAAGACUUCUGCGCUCCGAAAAACUGGAUUUCAGGUCUGACUAUAUUUUUCCAUCAGAUUUACAAACUCUUUAAUGUUUAAUAAAGGGCACAACGGACCUUGUGCAUCUGGCACUGAACCCUCAGCUACGAUGGAUUGUAUCCAUGGUCUACAUCUGUGGUAUUGCUGACCUCUGAUCUGUGGUUCCUGUCAGCUGCCAUAUCCCACACAGAGCUGUCAGGAACUGGGUUGGUUUUAUUUGAUUCCUCCGUGAUUUCUCAGACUUACUUGGAUCCCUUGAUAGGAGACGUUUCUCAGAGGAUGUUCAGGAUGUUUCCUCGCUAGUUGAGUGUGUAGAUGCUGGUUUUCUACCCAACGUGAUCUUGAGUGUUAUGCUGAAGACGUCAACUCUUUGCUCUUUUCUGCUUUUUGUUCCAGGUCUUUGAUGACACACAUGAAGUGUCACUUUACAGUGUUUGAGGAUACAACCAAUCGGUUGGAGAAUUCACGUCGCACUCGCUUUAAAGGACCAUACCGCUGUUUUUUUUUUUCUACAUGUUUGAACCAUUUGACAAAAAAUCACGUACACACUGCCAAAGCAAUACUCCGUGAUUAUUUUUCCAAUAUGGUGUAAUUCCUUUGAGACGGCAGCAGCUAUUAUUUUAAGAAAAUUGUCAUGCAGGGAUAGUUUAUCAGUAUAUAUCGCUAGCGUCAAACAUAUCAAUCGAUAAUUCAAAUAAAAAAUAUGUCAAAAUAUGAGAUUCUAGAGAAAGAUAUACAGACUUUGUCUAAUAGAGAGGUUAAAUGACCAUCUGUUACAAAUGUGUUCUUAAGCUAUUAUGAGGAUAAACAUUUAGCGUGCGUAUCUAGAAAACAUAGACACAUUCACAGAACAACAAAGUAAAAAAAACGAAUUAGGUUUUGUCUUGGUAGACGCAGCGAAAUUAAGUGAAAUCGAUAGGCAACGUUCACCAUAAGAUACAAUUAAUCAACAAAUUAAAGGACUUUAUUUUAAUUCAUAAUAACUAAACCUUUUGAAUUAAACUUUCUAGGUAAAGUAGCUAGAACAUGCUAAACUAGAAUACCACCCUUGAUAGAUCUGCGCCAAUGGUGCAUUCAGUUGUCCUAAAGAUGGUCCUAUUCCGCAAGUUUGGAAGUCUUUUUUCCGACUCUGGUGUGAUCAUUACAUUAUAACAAACAACAACACAGACCCUUUAAAGGAGACGUGUUUUUUUUGUUGCUCAGAGCGGCUAAACCAUACUUCAAAAUCAGUCUUCAAGUAGUUCUUUAGUCAAUUAAUUUCCCAAAUCAUUUGGACACAACUUGGUUAAGUGUAUUGUAUGCAGUAUAUCCAUCUGGUAUUUUGGAUAAGA